Maylandia zebra (zebra mbuna) is the source of this 3179-nucleotide messenger RNA. RefSeq names its product prolactin receptor a (gene prlra). Gene Ontology annotation, molecular function: cytokine receptor activity; protein binding. The record is from RefSeq and is a predicted model, not a curated record. Lineage: Eukaryota; Metazoa; Chordata; Actinopteri; Cichliformes; Cichlidae. Gene Ontology annotation, cellular component: external side of plasma membrane; membrane. Gene Ontology annotation, biological process: cytokine-mediated signaling pathway.
AUACACGUACGAUCCCUAAAGAUCCCGAAAGGAAUCUGUUCCUGUCUCCGUCUGUAUCCUCGCUGCAUCCAGAGUCGAUUUGGAAACAAAGUCGCUAGAAGUGUAUUCAUUUCUGCAAACGCUGCAGCGGCAGUCGGUAGUACUUCCUCGAAACCUCAGGUCCGCGGUGUCAACCUAAACCGUACAUGGGCGGAGCUGCCAUACCACACCCCACCCUACCCGGGAUCAGCGCAGAGCGCACAGUGGAUGUUGGCGAUAAUCUCGCUGACAGGACGGCUGAGCUGACCGGCGCGCGCUCCUCUUCUCAGCUGUCGGUGAAACGCGUUAAAUCACAGGCACAGGUCGGUGUCUAAAAGCCCGCUCUCCCGGGAGCCUGCGGCGAAGUCGCUACGGCGGCGGAGACUGAAAAACUUUCGAUCCAGCCCAACAAGGUUUUGUGGUGCAAUGAUGACGAAAGUCAGAGAAGUUCUCCUGCUGUUGUUGCUGCCAGCCUUUGUGCCGCACACAGACGGAACGCGUUAUAGUUUACCUGGCAAGCCCACAGAGAUCAAAUGCCGUUCUCCAGAGAAAGAGACCUUCACAUGCUGGUGGAAGCCAGGAUCUGAUGGGGGCCUGCCUACUACAUACGCUCUCUACUAUCGGAAAGAAGGUUCUAACGUAGUGCACGAGUGUCCUGACUACCACACAGCCGGGAAGAACUCCUGCUUCUUUAACAAGAACGACACCGUCAUCUGGGUCAGCUACAACAUCACCGUGGUGGCCACCAACGCACUGGGCAAGACCUACUCUGACCCUGUGGAUAUAGACGUGGUCUACAUUGUCAAGCCUCAUCCUCCAGAAAAGCUAGAAGUGACAGUAAUGAAGGAUCAGGGCUGGCCUUUUCUUCGAGUGUCUUGGGAACCACCUCGUAAGGCUGACACCCGCUCUGGUUGGAUCACUCUAAUCUAUGAGCUCCGCGUCAAGUUGGAGGAGGAGGAAAGCGAAUGGGAGAAUCAUGUUGCGGGCCAGCAGAAGAUGUUUAACAUUUUCAGCCUGCGGUCAGGUGGUACAUACCUUAUUCAGGUGCGCUGUAAGCCCGAUCACGGCUUUUGGAGUGAAUGGAGUUCCACUUCCUACGUCAAAGUUCCAGAGUAUCUCCAUCGGGAAAAGUCUGUCUGGAUCCUCAUUUUAGUCUUUUCUGCCUUCAUUUUACUGAUCCUCAUAUGGCUGAUACACAUGAAUAGCCACAGUCUGAAGCACUGCAUGCUGCCGCCAGUCCCUGGUCCUAAAAUCAAAGGCUUUGACAAGCAGCUUCUCAAGAGUGGCAAGUCUGACGAGGUGUUCAGCGCACUGGUGGUGUCUGACUUCCCACCAACCACGUCUAACUAUGAGGACUUGCUGGUAGAAUACUUAGAAGUGUAUGUGCCAGAACAGCAGGAACUGAUGGUCGACGAAGGCAAGGAUCAUGACGGCUGCCUGAAAUCCAUAGGCUCAGCAUCCGACAGUGACUCUGGCCGGGGCAGCUGUGACAGUGACAAUCUGUUGAUGGAUAAGAGUGGCGCGGCAAAAGAGGAACAGCAGCAACAAAAUCAGGAGGGAGAUCAAAUUGGGACGGAGACACAAGGGCCCAAAGAAGCCUGGGAGAAGGAAACGAUGCUAUGUGCUAAUGAAGAUGUAGUUAGCCCCGAUGCAUCAAGUAAGAAGGUUAAGACCUGGCCUUCUGUGUUUUCCCCAGUGACUCCUUACAGCCUAAGCCCACUGGAUCCACACAACUCACUUGAGAUGCACAAACAGAAUUGCCUUUCUGACACCCAGUUUCCUCCGGGCUCCCCAUCCUCAGACCACUGCAUCAAAAAGGCUCUCCAAUCAAGCUACUGGGAGGUCUGCUUUAAUAAUAAUCAACCUUAUCCCCAGACAGAUGUCCACCAGCAACUCCAGGCCCACAGCGAUCGCAACAUCUCAGCCAUCAAUGACGGAAAUGCGCCCAGGAAUCUGCUGUUGCCCACCCGGAUGACUGAGUAUGUUGAAGUGCAAAGGGUCAAUGAGGAGAAUAAGGUGCUUCUCCAUCCUAUUCCUUCAGGCCAUACCCGUGAAGAAGCCUGCUCCUGGGUAGGACAUGGAGACAACUACAGCAAAGUGAAAGGGGUAAACAGUGACAAUGUGCUGCUGCUCCAGAGAGAGGUGGUGGAAGAAGAGAGCAUGGAAAUGGCUGGAGCAGCCGAGAGCUGCUACACAUCUUCCAUCACUAUUAACACUCCUAAGCCAACAACCUGCAGUCACAUUGCCCUGCCGGUCCAGGAGGAAAGGGUUCUGGCAGUAAGUGGGUAUGUCGACACUGCCACUAUGUUCUCCCUGGACACUUAGCAGACAUGCCAGCCCAAAUUGGCAGUUGUAGAACAUUGCAAGAGGCGGGGACUGAAAGAUACGAAAAAGCACUAACACUCCUUAAAAAAAAAAAAUUGCCAAGACAAUGUAUAUUUAUUUUUUUAUCUUCUUCUCCUGUAAGAGACAUGUCUUUGCUGAGGGCAGAGCAGUAACACACUAUUGAUUAUCAAAUAAUUGUUAUUGAAUAUCUUGACUAAUGCGCUUAAUUGAGUUUUGUAAUUCUUCUAAAAAUCCACGUGGUACUUUAUAUGAGCAUCCUGAUUGUACUGGAUGUCUAUCAUGAACCAUCCUCUCUGGCACAUAAACGUUGUUUUCAUCGAUCCUAUUGAUAUACCAUAUAGUAAUUGUGAUUAUCUGUUAAAAACUGCAGAAACCCCGACCUUCUACUUUGUCUCAGUUUUUUGUAUGUGAGUGUAUUUUCCCUUUUCCUUAUAGAUACCAACACUACAUUUUUAAGCUGCUUUCUCUAAAGCUACAAUAUGUAUAGCAUUAAAAUUAAAAACAAACACAACAAAACACAGCAAAAGUGAGAAUGUACUGCUCUAUUUUUUCAUUCAGAGAGAAUGAGAAUGUUUUUCUGUAAAUACACCUCCUGCAGUUUUAAUCUGCAAAGAUAUUUAGAUUUUUGGAAGGCGGAGUAGUGUUGUAUUACUUGGUAUGGUAACGUACAACACUGCUCUUUAUUCCUGUAUGCACAGAUGUCUGUAUAGCCUACACGUACCUAUAUAAAUAUAUGUAUAGUUUUAACAUGAAAUGUAAAAUCUUUGUGGAAAGUCAUGUUUAUAACAAAAUAAAAAAAAAACUCAGUAAUGGAA